Sinocyclocheilus anshuiensis is the source of this 2103-nucleotide messenger RNA. Its product is annotated as plasmalemma vesicle-associated protein-like. The record is from RefSeq and is a predicted model, not a curated record. The transcript has 5 exons. Bases 167 to 1948 code for a protein of 593 amino acids. NCBI's taxonomy places the organism in Eukaryota, Metazoa, Chordata, Actinopteri, Cypriniformes, Cyprinidae. Gene Ontology annotation, biological process: positive regulation of cellular extravasation; regulation of vascular permeability.
CUAACCUUGGGAAUCGUGAGCAUAGGGUGGAUCAGGGAAGUGUCAUCCAAUGGGAGGUGCAGGAAAACAAUAUAAGCUGGCAGCGUUAACAUAUGUAACUUCUUAUUUUGCCUUUGAUGUUUUAGGAGAACAUUUUGCAUAGUGAAGGAGCUUGAUUAGGGCAGUGAUGUACAACAGCAGUUACUCUCAGGCCAACUUUGGCUUGGCUGCCAAGAAGAUGCACAAGUCGAAAGGCAAGAGCUGUGGUUACUACAUGAAGAUUGUCUUCUUUUUCUCCUCACUCAUCCAGUCUCUGAUCAUCGCAAGUCUGGUGCUCUUUCUGGUGUAUGGACAGCCCGAGCACACGGUGGAGGAGAAGAGGCUGCAAGAGUUGGACCAAAGCGUCAGCAAACUCACGAUGGAAAAUUUCAUUCUCCGUGGGAAGGAAAAGAACCUCACCAAAGUUCUGAACGUCACUCUCACUGCAAAGCUGAAAAAUGACAAAGCUCUGGCUGAAUUACGCAGACUGGCGAACACCUCAUCUGUGGCAAUAAGGAGCAUGCAAACAACAAUGUCUCGAUGCGAGAUGGAAAAAAGAAUGGCUGCUCCCCGUGCAUGCCCUCCUACGUUCUGUCCAGAUUCAAGUGACAACAGACGUUUGCAAAGUAUGCUCCAGCAGUCAGAGGAAAUGCUAAAGCUGGUUAAAGCGAACUUUACUCAGACUGUGGCUAAUGUGAGAACUGAGCUGGACAACUCCAACAAAGACAAGGAUGGGUAUCACUUGGAAACUAUUAGACUAAGGCGAGACAAGGCUUUCCUUGAAGAUGAGCUCGCCUUGUACCAAAAGAAGUGCAAAGAGGAUUUUGUCACUUCUUUACGAGGAAUCCCCGACGUCACCAAAGAAUUCCUCAAACGAAUCGAUGACCUCUUCUCAAAACAUAUUUCUUUCCAGCUAACGUGCGAUAAACAAAAAAAUCAGCUUGAAGACAUUCGGGAAAACUGUAGCAGUCUUUCAAGAGAAGUCGAGAACAAGCUCCAGUCAUAUCUGGACAUAGUGGGGAACCAGUUCACAAAAAUUAAUGGGGAAAAUGCCAAAUAUGUGAUAGACAACAUACGCCUGAAAGAGGACGCUACGUGGUGCAAUCAGAAUCGCAGUGCCAUGAUUCGCGAGAGUCGCAGAACUCUUGAGCAACUUCAGCUCAAGAAUGACCAAGACAGUGAAAAACUUCUGCUGGAGAACAGAAAACUAAAAGAUGAUAACAAACUAAAAGGCGAGCUCAUCUCUUUGAGAGAAAAAGAAAUUAAAACGCUCACAAACACCGUUGAGAAUCUCAAUACUUCACUUGCCAACUGUAAGCCGCCAAUGCGAACUAACCCAUUCAUGCCAAACCCCUUUGGUCUGCCAAACAUACCAAAUACUGGUGGGACCGGUAUGAGUUCAACAGGUCUGAGCAAACCAAACUUGCCAUGGACCGGGGCCGGCUCCACGGGAUCAGCAUUUCCCAGUCCUAAUGGUGUAGGAUCAAGCACAAGAUGGGGCAGCACAGGAACAGGUGUGACAGGGUCAUUAAAUACAGCUGUAGGGGGGACAGGGACCCUUUCAGGUGGACUGGGCAGCACAGGAUUAGGUGGGCCAGGAUCAACUAGAACAGGUCUAGCCCAGACAGGGACAAGUAGUUUGGGUGGAGUAGGACCAGGGUUGACAGGAUUUGGCAGUGCUGGAUCAAGCUCUACUGCGACUGGACAAAGUGGAACAGGGUUGACAUCAUUCAGUAGUGCAGGAUCAAGUGGAGUAGGGAUGGGAAAACCAGCGGUAGGAGGUGCAGGUGUUGGCUCACUCGGGUCUAACACACCUGGAUUUGGAACAACUCUUGCGGGAACAAGAACACCAACGGGUGGGACUGACGUAAGCCAAGCACAGAUCAAUCUUCAUUUAAAGGAGCUGCAUCGUUAUUCACUCCCAAAUUGAGGGAGUGAACAAAGUCCUGGCAAAAAUCCCAGCCAGAACUGUCUAUAACGGUUUGAAAAUAGAAAACCUAAAUGUACUGACCCUGCAAAUCUGUGAUGUGAAUACUAAUUAUUAACAUGAAUAUUAAUGACAUUUUGUGGGAUGAAGUUGAUAAU